AUGAAAAAUCACACACAAGUAACCGAAUUCAUUCUCCUGGGACUGUCAGAUGAUCCAGAGCUUCAAAUGGUCAUUUUCUUCUUCCUUUUAUUAGCAUACAUUCUCAGCAUUGCUGGCAAUGUGACUAUCAUCAUCCUCACCUUGCUGGAUUCUCACCUGCAAACCCCAAUGUAUUUCUUCCUCCGCAAUUUCUCCUUCUUAGAAAUUUCAUUUACAAUUACUUGUAUUCCCAGAUUCUUGGGCACAAUUAUUACUGAGGACAAGACUAUUUCCUACAGUGGCUGCAUGGUUCAAUUGUUUUUCAUAAUUCUCUUGGGAGGAACUGAAUUUUACCUUUUAGCAGCCAUGUCCUAUGAUCGCUAUGUUGCCAUCUGCAAACCCUUACAUUACACAACCAUCAUGAACAACAGAGUCUGUACAUUGCUUGUCUUCUGCUCAUGGUUUAUUUCAUUCAUGAUCAUCUUUCCUGCAAUCAUUCUGAUACAGCAGCUUGAUUAUUGUGCUGAUAAUAUCAUUGACCAUUUUACCUGUGACUUUUCUCCCCUCUUACAACUAUCCUGCACAGAUACACAAUUCUUAGAGACAAUGGCUUUUACCUGGGCUGUGGUGACUCUUAUGCUUACACUGGCAUUAAUCAUCCUCUCUUACAUAUACAUCAUCAGAACAAUUCUACGGAUCCCUUCAGUCAGUCAGAGGAAAAAGGCCUUCUCUACUUGUUCUUCUCACAUGAUUGUCAUCUCCAUUUCUUAUGGUAGCUGCAUCUUUAUGUACAUCAAACCCUCAGCAAAAGAUAGAGUCUCUUUAAGCAAGGGAGUUGCUGUGCUUAAUACAUCAGUAGCCCCCAUGUUGAAUCCCUUCAUUUAUAGCUUAAGGAAUCAGCAAGUGAAACAAGCCUUCAUGGACAUGAUAAGGAAGAUUUUGUUUUCUUCAAACAAAGGAAAAGAUUUGUUGAACUGA
This is a messenger RNA of Antechinus flavipes (yellow-footed antechinus), 957 nucleotides long. Its product is annotated as olfactory receptor 6C1-like. Gene Ontology annotation, molecular function: G protein-coupled receptor activity; olfactory receptor activity. Gene Ontology annotation, biological process: G protein-coupled receptor signaling pathway. The transcript has a single exon. Gene Ontology annotation, cellular component: membrane. Lineage: Eukaryota; Metazoa; Chordata; Mammalia; Dasyuromorphia; Dasyuridae. The record is from RefSeq and is a predicted model, not a curated record. The coding region runs from base 1 to 957 and encodes 318 amino acids.